Penicillium odoratum is the source of this 909-nucleotide messenger RNA. RefSeq lists its product as uncharacterized. Gene Ontology annotation, molecular function: oxidoreductase activity. The transcript has 2 exons. NCBI's taxonomy places the organism in Eukaryota, Fungi, Ascomycota, Eurotiomycetes, Eurotiales, Aspergillaceae. The record is from RefSeq and is a predicted model, not a curated record. Bases 1 to 909 code for a protein of 302 amino acids.
AUGCAACGAAUUUUUCGCUCUCUUCAUACGUCUGGAAUUAGGGCUGCCAGCCAUUCCAGUCGCCCAAUCAGAGACCACAGAAUCUCCAGUCUUGUACCCCUGAUCGAUGUCAGCACAAUAGAUCUCGCCUCUCAAGCCUCCCACCUCAGAGCUGUCAACGGGACGCUCGAAGCGAAGGGAGUCGUUCAGCUACAACUAGGAUUUCCCGACGAAGAUAGCACCUAUCUCCAGAAGCUCAUCCUCAACCUUCACAAAGAGCACCGACAUGGUCUCCCAAUAACCCACAGUGCCGAACGUGGCUGGUUUUGGGAUGUCCGACCUAGCGCCGACAGCUUCCAAAGCCAUGGAUACCAAGCCCGAUCGGAAACAAUGCACCGAUUCGACUGGCAUACAGACUGCAGCUAUGAAAAAUGCCCCCCACGUUACUUUGCGCUUCAAGUCCUCCAGCCGGAUCGCCGCGGUGGCGGGACUUUGUCAGUACUCAACGUGGACCGGCUCCUCACGCUUCUCUCCCCUUUCGCACGUAAAUGGCUCUCCACACACAAUUUCCAGAUCAACGUUCCGCCCGAGUUUAUCAAGGAAGCUGGUGAGAGGCAUAUAAAGGGAAAUCUUCUUGCGAUGAAGAGUAAUGGGGAACACGGUGGCAGUCAAUUGCGACUACGGGAGGAUAUUACAGUCCCAUUGACUGAGAACGCGGCAAAGGCGCUGGAUGAACUCAAGGGAGUUCUGUUUGGUGAGAGUGCAAAAUCCGAGAUACUUCAUAUGCAUGCAGAGAGUUUGCCGCAAGGUUCAAUUAUCAUCAUGGACAAUCAACGUUGGUUACAUUCACGGAAUGAGGUAAAAGAUCCAAACCGGCAUCUGCGCAGGGUGCGAUGGGGUGCGACCGAGUUCGGGGCUGCGAGCCUUUAG